AAAUUGUGGCUUUCAGCAUCGGCAAACAACAACAGACAGGCAGCGAUUGUCAUCGGAACGUUCAAGGGGGGUUUUCAUCUUGGGGAAAAUCAAAUGAAUUUCAAGUAAUUCAACCAAAAAGCAUCGCCAAAUGGGGAAGAGAGGUAUGUCAGCUGACAAAGGCCUUCGGCCAACCUCUCCUGUCCAUGUCCAUGUUGAUGAUGAUGUCCCAGUUCAUGUCCACGUCAAACAAAAGGGAAAGUUAAAAACAAGAAAGGUUCCAUCAGUUGGAGGACCAGUGAGGUCAGCCUUGUCCAAGAAAAGCACUGCCAGAAGUAAAAGUCCUGGGGGAGCAUGGGUUCCCCCUCCUGGAAAGGCCACGAAAGGGUCAAAGGUUACUUGGCAGGGCCCCACUCAUCGCCUAGAGAUCAGUAACCCCCGUGAAAGUCUUCGCAUGAGCGACCUGGACACAGACGAGGAGGAACAGGUCCAUGGACAGAUGAGAAACUAUGAGAAAAAGAUAGAAGGUCUCAUGUCAGAGGUUGGGACACUGAAGAACGAGGCUGAACUUCAGAAAACACUGAAGGAAAUCGUACAUAAGGAUGACCUGCUGGAUGCCUCACGGCACGUGAUGCGGGAACAGGAACGGGAGUUAGACGAUUAUAAAGAUGAGCUGGACAUCACAGCCCACGAGAACCAUAUCCUUCGACGAAGUAUGGAAAAUCUCACCGAUGAAGCUGUAUUUUCAAGACAUGAAGCCGUUAUUGCAUCAGGGGAAAGAGAGAAAUUAAUGAAAAAACUCAUUGAGGUUGAAAUGGAUGGUCAGUCAGCAGUGAAACACGUAGGAGAAUUACGGGAUGUGAUACGGAGGCUCCGAGAGGAAAACAAACUUUCUCAUGGUGAUUCCGUACGAUACGGUAGACAGAAGGACAUACUCUUGGAGAAACUUGCUGAUUUUGAGGCCACAAACCGUACAUUAAGACGUUUACUCAGGGAACAACAUCAUGCAGAGGCUGCAGCUCUAAGAUUGGGAGAACAGAGAGAUGAUUUGGUGAUAAAACUCUCAGACUCAGAGAGACAAAACGAGCGUCUACGGAUAGAACUAAUGGAUCGUGACCGUCUCAUUGGAGAUAUGAGAGCUAAUAUAUCUGCCCAGAAGGAGGAGAAUAUAGCUCUAACUGGACUUCAAUCCACCUUAGAAAGUACGCGAGCACACUUACAAAAACAGCUGAGAACCAAAGAGGCCGACUGCAAUAGAAUGGCAGUGCAAAUCAGGACUAUUGAUGGAUCAAAGGCACAGGACAAGAUAGAGAUUGAGCACCUGACAGAGCUCCUGGCCAACGCCAAGGAAAAGGCAGAAAGGGACAAGGAGGCUCUCAAAAAGGCCACAAGAGUACAGAAGCAGAGAGCACUGAGAAGUGAGGAUGCUCUCGAACAGCUUAAUACUCAGUUGAUGGAGCGAGAGUCGCAGCUCGAGGAUUUGCGAACUCAGCUCGACCAGAUGGGUCCGAGAUACGAUAAACUUUCUAAGGAGAAAUCCCAGAUACUGGCAGAAAAUUCUGCUCUUUCCACGUCUGGGGUUAAACGUGAUGGUACAAAGAGACUGGGUGAGCUGGAGACCCUGAUGGAUCGUGUGGAGAACAACACUAAAAUCCACCAGGAAAACACGACGGCAGAGCUGCAAGACAAACAAGGACAGGUGUCUGUUCUCAAGAUUGAGAAUGAACGCCUUAAGACAUCUAUAACUACAAUAGAGGAAAAGUUCCGUGCUGCCGACGAGGAACUGGUACAAUUACGUGGUAAUCUAAAACAUUAUGAAAACCUAGUGGAGGAGUACAAAAGUCAGAUGAACCGCUGUCGGAUUGAAGCAGAUGACACAAUGGUACGUUUGGAAGAAACUGUAAAAGAAUCGGAGCUUAUCCAGCAAGAUGGAGAAUAUGAAUUAGAAAAGGUGAAAGCGAGGCUACACAACCGCCUACAGGAACUGGAACCGUUACCCGACAUGCUUAAAACUACAGAACUUAAACUCCAUGAUGCAAAUGAACGGAUCAUCAUGUAUGAACGGAAGAACACAGAAAACACCAAACUCAUCACAGAGUUAACUGCCAAGUCUGAGCUUACCACAGACAAGGUCGAGCAUGUAUCGGACACGCUGGAACAGAUGCGAUCCAAAUGUCAUGACAUGCAGGAUGACAAUCGCCUCCUUCAGGGAAAGGUCGAGUCUUUGGAAAGGAAGCUGCAUGAUGCUGAAGACCACUGCCGAGAGAUGAUGACUUCUGUAGCGAAAGCUGAGGAGGCUUCACAUCAACAAAACUUACGUCUGGAAGAGAAGACUCGUGAGAACGCCAGUCUGACACGACAGUUAGAAAAUGCUUUGUCAGAUAUCAGACGUCAGAAUGAUCAGAGUAGAGACAAGGCUUCACAGAAGGAGCGUACCUACCAGACAAGAAUUACAGACCUGGAGUCACAAAUCAGUCAGUGUAGGGCAGAGAUUGCCCGACUUAAACGGGAAAAAGAGGAGAAUGAGAGGAAGUUCAACUCUAGAUUAUAUGAUCUCAAAGAUCGCCUUGAGCAAAGUCACAGUACCAACAGAAGCAUGCAAAACUAUGUUCAGUUUCUGAAAAAUUCCUAUGCCAACGUAUUUGGAGAAAGUUCUAUAUCAUAUCCAUCCACACCUGUUGGCCCUGGAAUUCCUUGAAAUAGACUAUAGCUAGGGAAAACCUGUAUUACUAGUGAGAGGAAGCAUUAUAUAUCAUUACAGUUCAAGUUAAAUUAGACUAGCUGAACAGAGGACAGCUUUGAUAUUGAUGGGGUUAGCAGUAUUUGUAUUGAUGGAAGGUUGCCUGAAUGUGGUUAUGUUUUGGUUCAAGGGAAAAGGUUUAAUGUGUAACGUUUCGGAGUUGUAGUCAGAGUUGUUUCCGCUCUUGUAGACAGUAUACAUUCUAACAAAGAGUCUAUUACUGUACAGGACCCGGACUCCAACAGUGUCGGUCAAAAAUGUCAAAUUGUUAUGGAAUGACCACAAUACCAUCUCUGUUUUAAAAACAAAAUCCUAAUAUUGGCAUGGUUGAUAGUGUAUAGAUUAAGUGCUAGUCUGCAUAGAUCUAAAAUAUAUAAGUUAUUUACACACAUUAUCCGUCCAGUUUUUUAAUUGCCUUAAUUUGGAAUGAUUUUCGUAAAGUUAAGGAAAACUAACGAUUGUUUAGAAUCAUGAUUUAUUUAAUAGAUGGUGAGAGAAUAAAAGUUAAAUGUGAUAGAAUUCAAAGACAACUACAGCACCUUAAUUUAUUAUUCAGUUUUCGCUAUCUAUCAUCAAGAUUAUCAAGUUCAUUACUCCUCUUGCCUAUAAAACACAAAGGAUAUAUUUAAACAAGAUUCUUUAUUUCUACAAGUGGUAUUUCUAAAAUUCCUUUUAACCAUCUAUAGGGAGUUAUAUCAAACUUUUUUAUAUAAUUUUCAAAACAUUUUUUUGUACUCAGGAAAACAAACAAAGUCCUGCAUUGUUUUCUGUAAUUAUGGAAAGAAAUUGGAAAAUUAUUUUCCGAAAAAAAGGAGAGAGAUCUGCAGUGAAAUUGGGGUGUGUGAACUUUAAUCUUACAUUUGGAAUGAAAGAACUUUUUUUAAAUCAUUCCGUUGACUGUGAUAUUUUUUAUACCAUGUCUUGUACAUACAUCACCGUAUAAUUUUAUUAUUUUAUGUAUAUAUGUUACUAUCAUGAAAUUUUAAACUCAAGGAGAAUCACAACAACAGUCCAUGAAACUGGAUACCACAAUAUUGCCAUUUUAUCUGCUGUCAUUGAAAGGUUUCAUUGGACUUCACCUUAUCAAGUAGACGAUGAGCUUAAAAUCUAUUCUGAAGAAAUCAUUCUUAAGGAUAUUAUUAAGCUUAUUGAAAUUGUACAGAAUCUCUCCUUUUGAACAUUUUUUUGAUUUUUUGUUUUAUUUAUUUUUUUAAUAGCCCAGUGUUGUGUCGACAAUUCCCCACAAUGUUUAAGUAGAUAAUUUAUUAUUCUCAGGAGUCCCGAUCAUGUCUGCUUAGUUUAUUUAAAAGUGAUUUGUCCCUAGUUUUAACAGUAUUUGUCAAAUAAUGAGUAUUAGGUAUUAAAUAUGGCAUAUUUUUAGCCCCUGUCAGUCAGAAUGUAAGAAAUUCAUUUUGGAAUCCUUUAGGAUCAGAUAUCUACAGUGAAACUGAAAACGUCUUGCUUGGUAUUCUGAAGUACUUACAUCUGAAGUAAUCUAUUUGUCCAUCUUAAAAAAAUGUUGAGAAGGUGAACAAUGAGUUACAUUGUGUAAUACACUGGGUAUAUCAAUAAGAAGGCCAUUGUAUAAUUAUCUUUGAUCAUGAUAAUCAUCCAGUCGUCACAACACUACCGCUCAAAUCCCCAUGGUGCUUCAGGUUCAAACUGACCUCUAGAUCAAGCAUUCAACUAACCAAGAUUAGGGGUAUUUUAAAACCGAAUGAAGAUACUGGAAUACGAAUUAGGAGGUCAAAGCUCAUUUUCAUUAAAGUUUUAAUGAACUUUUACAUUACAUUGAGCAGCAUUUUUUACCUUUAAUAAAUCAUUAUUGAAGAGCAGAAAACAUUUUAAUUUUGAAACAGAUUUUUAUUAGAAAUUGUAUAUCUACAAAUUUGUGUACCAUAUUGUAAUGUACAGCAAUAAAACUAAAAAUAAUA
Pecten maximus is the source of this 4653-nucleotide messenger RNA. Its product is annotated as outer dense fiber protein 2-like. Gene Ontology annotation, biological process: regulation of cilium assembly. Lineage: Eukaryota; Metazoa; Mollusca; Bivalvia; Pectinida; Pectinidae. Gene Ontology annotation, cellular component: centrosome. Bases 131 to 2677 code for a protein of 848 amino acids. The transcript is spliced from 22 exons. The record is from RefSeq and is a predicted model, not a curated record.